AUGCUUCAGCAGAAUAGCUUGAGCAUGAUGGUGUUCCUCACUGCUUUCGGUGCUGUGGCUGCAGCAAAUAUCGAUCCUUGCGGCGCCUCAAUCAGACAUGGAUACAACUACGCAACACAAAUCACGAUCAAGAAGAAUUUGGCCAAAGCUACGGGCGCCAGCUACGAUGCAAAUGCAUGCAAACUUCAAUGUCAGUCAAACUUUGAGAUGUCAUUUCUCCAGGCGGCGGAACGGGGCUCUUUGACAUCGUGUCAGAAGGAAGAUCCUGCUUGCUUGAACGUUGUUGCUGUGGUCAACACUGACAGCUGUGCAUGUACAUUCGAAGUUAUAUUAAGCGAGAGCACUAUUUCAGGCCAGCUGGACAACUAUUGCUCAAUUAGCAGGAUUUCAGACAGGCUUUACCAGGGCCUCAAAGUGGAAAAGAAUCCUAAUGGUGUUGCGCAGAGGCGAAUAUGCUGGCAACCUGAAAGUCACUGCGACAAAAAGUAUCGCAAAGGCAAAUGA
Messenger RNA from Protomyces lactucae-debilis, 504 nucleotides. RefSeq lists its product as uncharacterized. The coding region runs from base 1 to 504 and encodes 167 amino acids. The transcript has a single exon. The record is from RefSeq and is a predicted model, not a curated record. Lineage: Eukaryota; Fungi; Ascomycota; Taphrinomycetes; Taphrinales; Protomycetaceae.